Octodon degus (degu) is the source of this 2289-nucleotide messenger RNA. RefSeq names its product bridging integrator 1 (gene Bin1). Gene Ontology annotation, molecular function: phospholipid binding; tau protein binding. NCBI's taxonomy places the organism in Eukaryota, Metazoa, Chordata, Mammalia, Rodentia, Octodontidae. Gene Ontology annotation, cellular component: cytoplasm; synaptic vesicle; plasma membrane. Gene Ontology annotation, biological process: regulation of endocytosis. The transcript is spliced from 18 exons. The record is from RefSeq and is a predicted model, not a curated record. The coding region runs from base 193 to 1797 and encodes 534 amino acids.
CCCCCGCCCGCGGGCGCUAGCUCCGCCCAGCAGUGUGCCGGGCGGCCCAGUGCGCUGUGCAGAGUCGGAGCCGGAGCCGGAGCCGGAGCCGGAGCCCGAGCCGGACGGCGGCGGGGCUGGGGGCUGGGAGUGCGACGCGCUCGGCCUCCCGCGCAAGACCCGCGCCCGCCUCCGGGCGAGGCCAGCGCCACGAUGGCAGAGAUGGGCAGCAAGGGGGUGACGGCGGGGAAGAUCGCCAGCAACGUGCAGAAGAAGCUGACCCGCGCGCAGGAGAAGGUCCUCCAGAAGCUGGGGAAGGCGGAUGAGACGAAGGAUGAGCAGUUUGAACAGUGUGUCCAGAAUUUCAACAAGCAGCUGACUGAGGGCACGCGUCUGCAGAAGGAUCUCCGGACCUACCUGGCCUCAGUCAAAGCCAUGCACGAGGCCUCCAAGAAGCUGAACGAGUGUCUCCAGGAGGUGUAUGAGCCUGACUGGCCUGGCAGGGAUGAGGCGAACAAGAUCGCUGAGAACAAUGACCUGCUGUGGAUGGACUACCACCAGAAGCUGGUGGACCAGGCGCUGCUGACCAUGGACACCUACCUGGGCCAGUUCCCUGACAUUAAGUCUCGAAUCGCCAAGCGGGGGCGGAAGCUGGUGGACUACGACAGUGCCCGGCACCACUACGAGUCCCUACAAACAGCCAAAAAGAAGGAUGAAGCCAAAAUUGCCAAGGCUGAGGAGGAGCUCAUCAAAGCCCAGAAGGUGUUUGAGGAGAUGAACGUUGACCUGCAGGAGGAGCUUCCGUCCUUGUGGAACAGCCGUGUAGGUUUCUAUGUCAACACGUUCCAGAGCAUUGCAGGCCUGGAGGAGAACUUCCACAAGGAGAUGAGUAAGCUCAACCAGAACCUCAAUGACGCGCUGCUCAACCUGGAGAAGCAGCACGGGAGCAACACCUUCACAGUCAAGGCCCAGCCCAGAAAGAAAACUAAACUGUUUUCUCGGCUGCGCAGGAAGAAGAACAGUGACAACGCCCCUGCGAAAGGGAACAAGAGCCCCUCACCUCCGCCAGAUGGCUCCCCUGCUGCCACCCCCGAGAUAAGAGUGAACCAUGAGCCAGAGCCGGCCGAUGGGGCCACACCCGGGGCCACCAUCCCCAAGUCCCCGUCUCAGCUCCGGAAAGGCCCACCGGUCCCUCCGCCCCCCAAACACACCCCGUCCAAGGAGAUCAAGCAGGAGCAGAUCCUCAGCCUGUUUGAUGACACGUUUGUCCCUGAGAUCAGCGUGACCACCCCCUCCCAGCCCACAGAGAGUCCAGCUGGCAGCCUGCCUUCUGGGGAGCCCAGCGCUGCCGAGGGCACCUUUGCAGUGUCCUGGCCCAGCCAGACGGCCGAGCCGGGGCCUGCCGAACCGGCAGAGGCCUCAGAGGUGGCGGGUGGGACCCAACCUGCGGCUGGAGCCCAGGAGCCUGGGGAGACGGCGGCAAGUGAAGCAGCCUCCAGCUCUCUCCCGGCCGUGGUGGUGGAGACCUUCUCAGCGACUGUGAAUGGCACCGUGGAGGGCGGCGCUGGGGCCGGGCGCCUGGACCUGCCUCCCGGCUUCAUGUUCAAGGUGCAGGCCCAGCACGACUACACGGCCACCGACACGGACGAGCUGCAGCUCAAGGCCGGCGACGUGGUCCUUGUGAUCCCCUUCCAGAACCCGGAGGAGCAGGAUGAAGGCUGGCUCAUGGGGGUGAAGGAGAGCGACUGGAACCAGCACAAGGAGCUGGAGAAGUGUCGGGGCGUCUUCCCCGAGAACUUCACGGAACGCGUGCCGUGACAGCGGAGCCUCUGCCGCCUCGGGGCACCUGAACGUCUUUUCCUGAAAAAUGUGUUUCUUUUCUGGUUUUUUUUUUUUUUUUUUUUUUUGUUUGUUUGUUUGUUUUUACAACUUUUAAAAAGCAAAGGGAAACUGAGAGAGGAGAGACCUGAGCCGAAAGGUGUCCUCCCAAUACUAGGUUGUUCUCCGAAGAGCCGGGUCCGGCCCACCCGGUGGAGUUCACCAGUGUACCUGGAGCUGCUGUGUCCCCUAGUUGAGUUCCUGGCGUCCCCUCCCACCCGCAUGUGUGCCUGGCCGCAGGGCGGGCUGGGGCCCCCAAGCCACCGCUGUGCUUGCCUGAAGCUCCGGCCCCCGCCGGCAGGGCAAGGGCCCCGUUUUCCUGGCAGCUGCAGCACGUGGGCCCACUCGCCAGCCCAGCCUGGCCCCGCCCCGCAGACUAUCUGUGUGCUGUUUGAAAAUAAACCUUAGUGUUCAAAACAAAAUGAAACGAAA